Messenger RNA from Aureobasidium namibiae CBS 147.97, 888 nucleotides. RefSeq lists its product as uncharacterized. The transcript is spliced from 2 exons. The coding region runs from base 1 to 888 and encodes 295 amino acids. The record is from RefSeq and is a predicted model, not a curated record. Lineage: Eukaryota; Fungi; Ascomycota; Dothideomycetes; Dothideales; Saccotheciaceae.
AUGACCUACCAUCGCAUCCAUGACUGGCUCACUGGCCAGAUCAAGCGACAGAAGCUUUCGCCAAUGCGCUUCUCCGGACGACACAACGAAAUGGAUGCUAAGACGCUCACCACUCGAGAGGUUCUUGACUUUAAUUUCAUGGCUGGAUGCUCGGGCUUCGUCGAGCUGAGAAUGUUCGAGAUAACGACCACGAAUGCUGCAGACGAAGUCAUCAUGGUGACCGGAGGAGCUGACGACACCAUCAAUGAGCAAGGACUUGUGCGACAAGCGAGUGAGAGAUUGCACAGUAUUGCCAAUCUUGACAACAGCAUCUCGUUUGACAACGUCUUCACCAAUCUUGAGGGCAUGGACGCCCGCUACCAACAAUGGGCUAGGCUUGCAAGAUAUGGUGGCAGGUUAAAACUGGAAAGCGACCGUAUCUCCGACGUCUUGCGAUCCGAAUAUUGGACGUCUGACAAGCCUAGUAUCAGCAUUCAGGCUGUGUGGAGAUACAAGUGGAACAAACCACAAGCUCGAAGCCCAACUCCUCGUACCCUACCGCCAAUCCAAAAUGUGCAGCGAGGUCCAAAACCUAUGACUUGGAGCUUGCGUGUCCAACAUGCUAUUGUAGAUGGCGAACAAGGUGCGAUCACCUUAGAGGACGACAUCAGUCAAAGGCCACCCUUCAUGAAAGCCAUGGCGAGAUACGCUUUGCAUGAAACUUUGUCACUUCAAGGCGAUGCGAGACAAGGCCAGUUCGGGACGAGCAGAAUACACGAAUGGGGACUGGACGAGCCAAAUCUUAACCCUCCGUACAUUGGAACAAGACAUUCUGGCGAAGCUGUGCAGAUGCAGCUGCCGCCUCCUUAUAGCGAGGAGAUGUCGACACCUUCCAGCAAGCGCUCCUAG